This is a messenger RNA of Anthostomella pinea, 1251 nucleotides long. NCBI's taxonomy places the organism in Eukaryota, Fungi, Ascomycota, Sordariomycetes, Xylariales, Xylariaceae. The record is from the annotation of a GenBank genome assembly.
AUGGAUCAGUAUAUCGAAUUUGGUCUGGUCUACGGCCUGAAAUUUCUUACCAGCCAAGAACAUCUUCAGCUAGUUUUCCGAGACUCGGACAGGCACACCAAGGCUUUCAAUAACAACUCAGGUUGGCUUAUGAGCCAGCUCCUUGGGAGGUGCGUCGGUCUGGUCAACGGCGAAGAAUGGAAGGUUGUGCGCGAAGGGGUGGCACAUCCCUUCCUUCGCAAAAGUGCUGCCAGUCAAAUCCCAUUGAUCCAGAAGCACGUGUCGAGGCAUUUCGACAAUCUGUUACAUCAAGGGAACUUGGCAAACGGCUUGCUGGACCCGGCUGAAGAUCUCAAAAUGCUCCCGUUCUGGGUCGUUGCCGAGAUACUCUAUGGCGACCUGAGCCCUGAUAUGAUUCAGGACUUGGAACGCCUAGUUCCUCUCCGCGAGGAAUUGUUCAGACAUGUUAUCCGUGGCGGCAUGACACGAUUUGGGUUCUCACGGUACAUCCCAUCACGUCUUAAUCGACUUCUGCGAGCUUUCAUGGUCGAGUGGAAGUCAUUUAACGACAAAGCUUGCGCUCGUGCAAGGUCUUUUGACCCACCUGCGCAGAUCGUCCAUUUCCAUGAUCAAGUCGCCAAAGGCUCGAUAACCUCAGACAACCUCUUGCAUACCCUCGAUGAGUCACUUUUUGCGAACUUGGAUGUCACCAUUGGGGGCAUUUCCUGGAACGUGGUGUUCCUGGCUGCUCACAAGGAAUACCAAAACCGACUAAAGGAUGAGCUAGCAGCACAUAGCAAGGAUGAUACGGAGUACCAAAUGUACAUUCUGAAAAACUCGACACUUCUCGCCGCCUGCGUCUCUGAGUCUUCGCGCCUCAGACCCCUGGCAGCCUUUUCGGUCCCUCAGUCAGCCCCAACCCCACGCGUAAUAGACGGCUACGUGAUACCUGCCGGCACCGACUUUAUAAUUGAUACUCAUAAAUUGAACAUCCAAAGCAAGGUCUGGGGUGCCGAUGGAACUGUGUACAGGCCUGAGCGCUUUCUCGGAGGGGAGGCCCUGGAGCGGAGGUACAGCUUCUGGCGUUUUGGUUUCGGUCCCCGUCAGUGCCUCGGGAAACACCUCGCCGACGCAAUCAUUAGGACGCUCAUUGCGCAUCUAGUUCAGAAUUACGAGAUGGGCAUACCUGACGGUCUGGAAUGGGAAAGCAAUCCCAAUUCGUGGAUUUCACAUCCAGAGAUGCGCAUCCAAUGCAUAAGACGAGGGGUUUGA